GGUGCCGCACAGUUCAGUUCCCCGUGCCCCCUCUCCACCAUUCUUUUCCGGUCCUCUCUACUCAGCUCACUACAUAAUGCUAAUGCUCUAUGCUCUCUGCUUCUAUUUCUAUGUAUGAAUUCUCAUAAUUAAUACGCUAUUUUCACAUCAUCCUCAAUUGGAUGCCCACAGAAGCACGCACUCUGUGUUACACACAGCUUUGAGGCAUGGCAUUGAUGUCCCAUUCUGGUUCAUCACACUGCAUUCAUUCUGAGACUACACAGUGUAAAUCAAGAUAUAAUGGAGUUAAUAGCUUUGCUGAUAAAAUGGAGGCAGCUAAAGCUAAGGGAAUCAUCUUUGGUUUCCAUCCUGCUUCAUGGAGUUCCCUGAAGGCGACAAAAGGCUGGAGUUUAGAUGGCAGUGAAGUUGGACAGAGGCGAGGGCAUUGUGUAACUGUUGCUGCGAGUCCUCCUACUGAAGAUGCUGUUAUUGCAUCAGAGCCACUUACAAAAGAAGAACUUGUAGGUUACCUUGCGUCUGGUUGCAAGCCUAAGGAAAAAUGGAGGAUAGGAACUGAACACGAAAAAUUUGGGUUUGAAAUUGGAACACUGAAACCCAUGAAAUAUGAACAGAUAGAAGAGCUUCUCAAUGGUUUAUCUGAGAGAUUUGAUUGGGAUAAAAUAAUGGAAGGUGAAAACAUAAUAGGACUUCAACAGGGAAAACAAAGUAUAUCAUUGGAGCCUGGUGGUCAAUUUGAGCUUAGUGGUGCUCCUCUUGAAACUCUGCAUCAAACUUGUGCUGAAGUCAAUUCUCAUCUUUACCAGGUCAAAGCAGUUGCAGAGGAGAUGGGAAUUGGAUUUUUAGGGAUUGGCUUUCAGCCCAAAUGGAGACGUGAAGUCAUACCAGUAAUGCCUAAGGGAAGAUAUGAGAUUAUGAGAAAUUACAUGCCCAAAGUUGGUACACUUGGACUUGAUAUGAUGUUUCGAACAUGUACUGUCCAGGUGAAUCUGGAUUUUCAUUCUGAAACUGAUAUGAUAAGGAAGUUCCGGGCUGGUCUUGCCUUACAGCCUAUAGCUACAGCGCUGUUUGCAAAUUCACCUUUCACUGAAGGGAAACCAAAUGGUUUUCUCAGCAUGAGAAGCCAAAUUUGGACAGACACUGACAAUGACCGUGCUGGGAUGCUUCCAUUUGUCUUUGAUGACUCUUUUGGGUUUGAACAGUAUGUAGAUUAUGCUCUUGAUGUUCCAAUGUACUUUGUCUAUCGGAAUAAAAAGUAUAUUGAUUGUGCUGGGAUGUCCUUCCGGGAUUUUAUGGCUGGGAAACUUCCAUGUCUUCCGGGUGAAUAUCCCACUCUUAAUGACUGGGAGAAUCAUUUAACAACAAUAUUUCCAGAGGUAAGACUGAAAAGAUACUUGGAGAUGAGGGGUGCUGAUGGAGGACCUUGGAGGAGGCUGUGCGCACUUCCUGCUUUCUGGGUGGGUCUCUUGUAUGAUGAGGUAUCUCUACAAAAUGUUCUGGACAUGACAGCUGAUUGGACACAAGGAGAAAGACAGAUGCUAAGGAAUAAGGUGCCAAAGAGUGGCCUGAAGACGCCAUUUCGUGAUGGACUGCUGAAGCAUGUUGCCCAAGAGGUCGUAAAGUUUGCAAAGGAUGGCCUGGAAAGAAGAGGCUUUAAGGAAACCGGAUUUCUAAAUGAAGUGAUGGAAGUAGUUAAUACAGGUGUAACACCAGCCGAAAAGCUCCUUGCAUUGUACCAUGGGAAGUGGGGACAAAACAUCGAUCCUGUUUUUGAGGAGCUGCUCUACUGAGAAGCUCGUUCGACAAUCCUUCUUCAUGUCCAGCCAAUUCUUAUGUUCGUUUUGCUCCUCUGAAUCAAUCCUUAAGGUGAUCUGAGAAAUCUUGCGCAAAACUGCAAGCCUAAUUUUUGGUUCUUGUUUAUCAAACCUUAAUAUCUGCAGUAACUGCUAGAUUUUUGGCCAAUCUUUCUCAGAUAAUUAAACCUGACAAAAUUUGACGUACCUCCCUGGUACCAAGCUGCAUUCUGUAGAACAACCAGUUUUGAACUUUUUCAUAACGUUAUCGACAGUGAAAAGAGUUAACAACGUUAGCGAUACUCCAUAGCUGAACAAGAAAAUGCUCAUAAACAAGAUGCAAGUUGUUGGAUUCUUGCUGCUGUAAACUAUAAAUGCUCAAGAAAACAUAGUAUCCAGACAACCCAUGACUUUGUCACCCUCAGGAUCCAGCUAUCCUGAGUCCAUGUGGAUGUGGUAUUGUGCCAUGUGCUCCCAUUCUUCCCCUGCUGCCCUACCAUGUUAUACUCAAAGAUAUGUACAACUUCCCACCACCAUUAUUGGCAUUGGCGCUUCACCCCUAUUUUACUCAACAAUGAAACUCCGUCCUCAUCGACCAUUACCUUCUGUGCAAUUUGACGGUUUUCAAGAACAAAAUAUGAUAGUUCUUGGGACAUUUUUGCAUACUUGGUGAAAACUUAAGUUAUUUUAUCGUACUGCACCUCCACGGAUUGCUUUUGAUUAUCUUCGAUCCCAUGUUCAUGUACGAUGAAUCCUACAUUACAGCUUCGUGAAGAAGACAGAUACAACUUCAACCAUGUACUUCAUGCAAAGAAUGUCAAACCAGUUCAAACAUAUUUAUUUUUCUUGUGGAAUAUUCUUUAUUUUUAGGGCACGCAUGCCUGUUAAAGAUUUGAUACGAGGGGGACUGAUUGCACUGGAAAUGGGUAUCUAUUUAAGUCAUUUCUGACCUUUAAGUCAUACAUUAUGAUUUCGAUAAUUUUAUUUUAUAAUAUAUUUAUAUUUUCGUGCAA
Messenger RNA from Sesamum indicum (sesame), 2803 nucleotides. Its product is annotated as glutamate--cysteine ligase, chloroplastic. The record is from RefSeq and is a predicted model, not a curated record. NCBI's taxonomy places the organism in Eukaryota, Viridiplantae, Streptophyta, Magnoliopsida, Lamiales, Pedaliaceae. Gene Ontology annotation, molecular function: glutamate-cysteine ligase activity. Gene Ontology annotation, biological process: glutathione biosynthetic process.